Molecule: messenger RNA, 2424 nt
Organism: Anoplopoma fimbria (sablefish)
Lineage: Eukaryota; Metazoa; Chordata; Actinopteri; Perciformes; Anoplopomatidae
Gene: hsd17b12a
Product: hydroxysteroid (17-beta) dehydrogenase 12a
Exons: 11
Coding region: 235-1215 (326 amino acids)
Cellular component (GO): endoplasmic reticulum
Molecular function (GO): oxidoreductase activity
Source: RefSeq, a predicted model, not a curated record
UGUUGGGGGAGUUGGGGGAGUGUGUGUAUAUAUAUAUAUGUGUGUGUGUGUGAGAGAUGCUACAACCUCCUUAUAAAGGGACUCUCUCUCACGUUGUGGCAAAUUAGAGCACAUUGCCUAAAAUCGAGGUCUCCGCACACACACAUACAUACAUACACAUAUAUAUAUACACACACACACACACACACACACACACGCAUAUACAGCCUCGCAGAGUCACCGAGAGCCGCUGCCAUGAGCUGGAUGAAGGUGGAGGAGACGCUCUUCUGGGUCGGUGCGUUGGCCGUGGCCUCCCUGGCGCUGUGGCUGCUCUACAGGCUGCUCUCCGGCUUUCGGAUCUGGGUCUUGGGGAACGGGCAGCUGCUCACUCCGAAGCUGGGCAAAUGGGCAGUUGUGACGGGAGCCACGGAUGGAAUCGGGAAAUCCUAUGCGGAGGAGCUGGCUCGUCGAGGAUUUGCCAUGAUGUUGAUCAGUCGUUCCCAGGAAAAGCUGGAGGAUGUAGCCAAGUCACUAGAGGACCAGUAUAAAGUGGAAACCAGGACCAUUGCAGUUGACUUUGGCAAUGCGGACAUCUACAACAAGAUCGAGGAGGGGCUGACUGGUCUGGAGAUUGGAGUUCUGGUCAACAAUGUCGGUGUUUCCUACUCCUACCCAGAGUACUACCUCCAAAUUCCCGAUCUGGACAACUUCAUCACAAACAUGAUCAACGUCAACGUCACCUCGGUGUGCCAGAUGACCCGUCUGGUGUUGCCCAGAAUGGCUGAGAGGUCCAAAGGUGUUGUCCUGAACAUCUCGUCCGCCAGCGGCAUGUACCCCGUCCCUCUGCUUACUGUCUAUUCUUCCACAAAGGCCUUUGUGGACUUCUUCUCUCGUGGCCUUCAGGAGGAGUACAGGCGUCAGGGCAUCAUCAUUCAGAGCGUGCUGCCCUUCUUCGUGGCCACCAAAAUGACUCGUAUCAGGAAGCCCACCCUGGACAAGCCCACACCAGAGCGCUAUGUGGCAGCUGAGCUCAGCACUGUGGGUCUGCAGGGCCAGACCAAUGGCUAUUUCCCACACGCUGUCAUGGGUUGGCUGACCACCAAGCUUGUGCCGAUCAAGCUCGUCAUCUUCUUCGGAGCCAGAAUGAACCGUCUGCAGCGUACCGGAUACCUGCGCAGGAGGAAGCUGCGGGAGCAGAGGAACGGAGAAAGUUCGAAAAGUUUGAAGAAUGACUAGGAGGAUGGCUGAGGAAUCUGCAGGCAGCCCCACUGUUCUGACCCGGCGCAGCGUUUAAGGAAAGCAGAGAUUGUGUUUUUGUAUCUGUAUGGUUGAAUCCUCCAGGGUUACCCGGGAUCUCACAUGUGUGCACGUCAAAGCAUGUGUGUAACUUUGUUUAAAACUGCUGAUUUUUGUCUGGAGAGAAAAAGCCAAAGAAGGAAUGGGUCUGAUAUGAAAAUGAAAUGCUGCUCAUCACAGGACAUUAACACAUUUUGUCACUGACACUGAUGGUGGUGAUAAUACAACAAAAAAAAUAGUGAUUUGUUAACCCUGCUGUUAUAAGCAGUGGAAAAUGGUGGUGGGCAUCUUUUUUAUAUAUUUGUAUAAUUAUUUAUUUUAUAUUUUGUAAGAACACACAAGCUUAACUCGGACCUUUUUAAGACUAGCUUUCAACCUAGUCCUGUUUACAAAUCCUUGAACCAUUUAACGAUCACGUCGAUUGGCAUUACUGUACUGCCAUAUCGUCAUGCAAUUGGCUCUUUCGUCCCUUUUUCCCCCUUUUCUAUAAUCUUGCGUGUUAACAGAAUAUUUAAAAUGAUACUUUGUGGUGGGUUGUUGUUGCACCAAUGUGUCGCAUGUCCUAAACCGAAGUUUUCUCAGAGUUAGAGUUUAGCUAAAUGUGUUAUUCAUCACAAGUGCCUUUCUACUGAGAAUGAAUGCAGGAAAUGGUCAGCUUCAACUAGCAGUUGUUGUCUGCUUCAGAAUGUAUUCUGAAAGGAUGUAAUUCAGCUGUUGAGAUGUCCAUGAGAAUGACAUUGUUGCUCCAUUGUGUGCCUCUUUUAAUCAAAAUGUAAACCUUAACAGACAAAGGAAAACCUCUAAACCACUGCACAUUUACAGUUAUUCCUCCAGUGUGUUUUGAAAGUAUUUCACAGGGAUAUAAAACAUUCCAUACCGUUGGAGUUUAACCUAAAAAUGUGAAGGUUUCAUCACCUACAGACUGGUUCACAUGCUACCAAAUGUUUGCCUCAAAAAUAGGAGAGCUGCUCUUCCUGAAACAGUUGGUGCAAAAUUGAAUACCCUAUAUCACUUGGUCUGACUUGUGCCUUAACUAAGUGGUCUUGUGAAUGCUUCUCCUUUUUGUAACAAGUCUUUUUUUUAAAUAUGCUUGGUAAUUAAAAGAGUUUGAAUUUCUAUGUGUAAAAUACACUGUUUUUGUUUAUAUUG